GGAAUCCAACAGCCGUUUAGACAACGGCAAUUUUCAUCUCAUCAUGAAAUUCGUUCUACUUGCGGUUAUAGCUUUAGUAGUACCAUCAUGUUACGAAUCUCUUUUUUUAUUAGGUCAUUUAUUUAGACACAACCAGUGCUUGUUUGGCGGACAUUAUUUUGGAAUUGGCCAAUUUGAGAACCCGUCUGACCACGGCCAGAUCUGCGAUUGUUCAUACUAUGGUCAUUACACGUGCAGACGCAAGGAAUGUCCGCCUGCUAACUGCGGCACGGCCCUCCAGACAACCUCUGGAUCGUGUGUCCAGUGCGCUCCACAGUGCGCCACAACGAGAUGUCCGGACCUCAAGUGUCCUGUGAGCGAGCGAUUUUACCCUCCAAGUUCGUGCUGCCACAAAUGUUACGACCCUAAGUCCGACAGCAGUGACUCCGACUCGUCUCAUCAUGACACGUCAAAGACAUCAAGAAAGGUGAAAAUUCAUGUACACUCAGACAGCAGUGACUCUAACCCGUCGACACGUUUCAUUAAGACAUCCAAGAACGUGAAUGUUCACAUUCACAAGGACAAGACAUCGGGAACAAACGAUCACCAUACCUCGAAAUCAAACAGCGAUAGACGUAGAAACCCUAAAAGAUACAGACGGGAAGGGGACAGUGAUGAUGACGACAAGGAAACACAGUCUUCUAAUUAAACCAGACCCUAAUAAAUAGCGUGCUUCAUUGCGAUGUAAAGCUUCCAACAAUUAA
Dreissena polymorpha is the source of this 743-nucleotide messenger RNA. RefSeq lists its product as uncharacterized. Lineage: Eukaryota; Metazoa; Mollusca; Bivalvia; Myida; Dreissenidae. Bases 44 to 688 code for a protein of 214 amino acids. The transcript is spliced from 3 exons. The record is from RefSeq and is a predicted model, not a curated record.